This is a messenger RNA of Spodoptera litura, 5289 nucleotides long. Its product is annotated as Related to Sod. The record is from RefSeq and is a predicted model, not a curated record. Gene Ontology annotation, molecular function: metal ion binding. Gene Ontology annotation, biological process: superoxide metabolic process. NCBI's taxonomy places the organism in Eukaryota, Metazoa, Arthropoda, Insecta, Lepidoptera, Noctuidae.
GAGAAACCAGCGGCAUGAUGCGCGCGAGUACAAGCUUCUUGUAGUACUUAGUGAUAUAUUGUGACGAUAUUAUAGUGUAGUGACAAUGUGGCACCGAUGUAGUCAUCUCAGACCAAAGCUGUUGUGUUUACUGUAUGUUGUGUUUAAUAGUGUCGAAAUAUCAAAAUGCCUCGUACUGCGCGCGUACCUGUCACAGCACGGCCUGCACGGCGAGCUGGAGUUCUCUCACAAGAACAACACGCUCAUCAGCAUCAGAACCAAUUUGAAGCCCACACUCCAGUACCCUGACGGAGUCUGGCGGUGGACCAUACACGAGUUCCCCGUCGACUACAGGGACCUGUCCGAAGACAGGUGCUCCGACGCUAACUUGGGGCAAGAAAUAAUUGAUCUCACUGAAGAAUUAGGUUACCUCAUAAUACCGGGUAAAGACCACGCAGAGUUCGAGAGCAAAAACACAUUGACAGGCCCGAAUGGCCUCUGGGGCAAGAGUAUAGUGUUCGAGACAGCAGAGAGGGACAGAGUGAUCUGCGCGUCCAUAUUAGCGACAGACAAGACUUAUGAGAAGAACGCGAUAGCGAGGUUCACGUCCCCGGUCGCCGGCGCCCUGCACUUCAGGUGGCUCUCAGCGAGGGAGUCGGACGAGUCAGACUCGUACAUCCAAGCAGACCUGUACCACACCAAAGCUGUGUCAAACAAAGCACAGUUCACAGAGCACAAGUGGAAGUUAUUUGUGACGGACAUCUUCGAUGCGGACAAGGGGAACUACGAGGACAACUGCAAUGUUCUGCAGCUUGUGUUUGAUCCGGAGAACAGCGGGGACGGGAUGAGUGUGGGGGACUUGGACAGCAGGCUGGGGCUCAUCAAGGUGGCGACGGACGCCAACAUCAUGAAGACCAAGACGUUGUUCAAGGAUGAAGUGAUCAAUGUGCUGCGGAGCGACAUGGAGGUGACCCGCCGCAGCCUCUACGUCGUCAUAUACGACAACCGACACCCUGACAGCUUCCUCGCCUGCGCCAAGCUCAGGCCCAUGCUACCUAAAAGCACUAAAGCUCUAAUCAACAUGGAGGGCAUCCGGGGCUCUAUAGACUUCACGCAGCGCUCCCCCUUCGACCCAACCUGGACGAACUUCCAGCUGGGUGCAGCUGACCAGGACUACGAGUCCAAUCUUCGCUUCGUGAGCUCCGUCUUGCAGUACAACGUGCGGGACCUGCCGCCGAGGCUGGUGGCUGAUGACGUGCAGUCCUACUGCAACACUACCAGUGGCAUCUAUAACCCCACUCGAGUGGAUUUGAAGAACCUGCCACCCCCAGGUAUGGGCACACAGGACCAGUAUCCAGUAGGACACCUGUUGGGCAAGCACAAGGACCGCACGGAGUACCUGAACCACAAGUACCUGCUGCCGGGGCUGGCCAGCGAGCUCAGCGGCGCCUACUGGGACGUGUACCUGCCGCUGCAGGGCAUACACAGCGUCGUGCACAGAGCCAUCGUCGUUGAGAGACGGGCACCAAAGCGUAACGUGUGCGGUACCAUCUUACUGUACGAGGCGGACACGGAGUACCAGACCCCGAUGUUCUCGGCGCAGGUGAUAUUCAGGUACCCUAUUGUGGGCCGCGUCGUCUUCCGCCAGCCACAGGACAGACCUUGGGAGGACACCACCAUCAUCAUCGAGAGCAUGGUCCACGCAGACGGAGCUAACGUGAACAAUACCCGCGAUCACCGCUGGGCGAUCCACGAGCACGCCCCAGGCGCGGACUACUACAACUGGACGGGGCGCUGCCUGAGCGCGGGCCGGGUGUUCCAGCCGCAUGCGCUCGACAUCGACACUAGGCACCCGGAGUCAUACUGCCGACCUGGCCUUGAGGGGCUCUGCAGGCUUGGCGACUUUACCACCAGACACGGCAUGUUGCAAGUGGCUGGCAAGAAGGUGGACUCAGCGCGGCUGACGCGGCGGCUCUUCACUGACACGGUCAUAUCUCUGGCAGGGAAGCACUCCAUCAUGAGGAAGUCACUGCUCAUCUAUGAUGACCACGGACCCGUCGCCCGAGGGGAGCGCAUGGCUUGUUCCAUUGUGAACGGGCUCCACCGGCGUAAGGCAGUAGUACGGGACUGGUUCGGUAACGGGGAGCCGGCACCAUUGAAGGGCCGCAUCGAGAUGACGCAGCAGUCGGAGUACGACAUCACCAACGUCAUGGUCACGCUCGACGGACUCGUCGACGUCACAGACUACAAGAUACACGUGGUGCCAGUAGAGCGCGACCUGGAGUUCCCCUGCGAGAAGACCACGCUGUACGACACCUUCAACCCGUUCCACAUCAACAAGACCCUCAGCCCACCGCCCACUAAAGGUACAGCGGACCAGUACGAGCUCGGUGACCUGGGCGCCAAGUACGGGAUGGUGGAGUCCCAGUCACUGACCACAUUCUUCAACGAGACACAACUGUCUCUGUUCGGGCCCUAUAGUGUGCUCGGAAGAUCCGUUGUGCUACAUAAGAAGAAACACCGUCGCUGGGCAUGUUCUUCUAUUGAGCGUGGAUACAGUCCAUCCGAGGCCCGGGAGUUGCGCGCCAUCGCAUCGUUCCACCACCCGGGGGGGUUCGCCACCGGGUACAUUCGCUUCACACAGCUUAUACACAACGACGGCAGUGCCAGCGACACUGUUAUUGAAGUCAAAUUGAGGCAUCCUGGUGUCCGGGAUACCAAUGUGACUCUGAACCACAACUGGGCGAUCUUUGUGAACCCUGUAGGCGUGGACGCGGCAGUGAAGGUGACCAACACGCGUUGCGUCGCUGGAGGGUACCGGUGGAACCCUUACUUCACACAGUUGGCGGACCCACUCAAUCACGACCUGUACAACCAGGAGUGCGGGCCGGACAACCCACUGCGGUGUGACGUCGGAGACCUCACCGCGAGACUGGGCACCAUCAACGUAGGCAGCAAGCGUCAGAUGUUCAUGGACAGUAACUUCCCGCUGGAAGGCACAGUCAGUGCGGUGGGACGGUCCAUCGUCAUCUUCGGGCCGGAGAGGAGCUCGGAGCGGUUCGCGUGCGCCAACAUCGAGCCAGACAAGGACAUCAUCAAGUACGUGAACAUCAUGAAGCCGCCCAGAUUCGUACUUGGAAUGUUCCUGGAGGACAUGCGGCGAGUGAUGGGCGUGCCGGAGUGGAUGAUGUCGCUGGACGCGCGGCGCACGCGCACGCUGCACGGCGGCUCCUGCAUACAGCUGCUGCUGCACUUCACUGGGCCGCAUGCCAACAGACUCGAACUGGAUUUCACCAAAUUACUGGCAUCAGGUCGACUGGACUCGCCCACUAUCUUCAUCCCCGGCUACGUGAACACCAAGAGGAAGAAGACCAUCUCCUACAGACAGUGCGGCACCACAGACCCUAAUGAUAGGAAAACCAACUUGGAAGGUCCCUUCCUAUUCUUCGGACCAAAAUCCUUAGACAAAUACAAAAGACCAGCUCUGAAGUACUUGGACCAAGAUGAGCUGAUGCGGAUAUACGGAGAGCAGGCGGCGAUAGUGGUGUUCAACAACCAGGACUCAGUGCCGCUGUCCAGUGGGUUCUUCCCGCGGCUGCGCAAGAUGCUGGAGCGGCAGAGCACGCUGGUGCUGCCGCAGGACUUCCUCGACGUGCACCCCGACUACAUCAGCAACGAGACGCAGGUGCUGACGCUGCAAGGUCCCUGGUCGGAGCGUGAUGCUCAGAUGACGGAGACGUUUGCCCGGCUACAGGACAUCUACGGUGCUGGUCGUGUGCUUGGGAUCCUAGGUAACUCAGUGUCACAAAGUCAGUCAGCUGAUUACAUUGACGGAGAGCCGUGGGCCCGGGUUCGACGCCAAGCACAGAACGAUACGACAUCGUCGACUACUUCUCCAGACGACGAGAGACCAUCGAAAGUGAUGCAGAAGUUUGCACUUUAUAACGCUACAGGUCUGCCAGGCAAGAGCGCUCUCCUAUAUUCGUCCGGAUGGCCGGAGUUACGUCGUACGAACGGUAGCACCAUCAGACUGAGCACUCCCGUCGGACAGCCGACCAUCAAACCGACCCGGCUGUACACCAUCAUGGUCGUUCGGUUCGUUGACGGGGAUAGUAGAGAUAAGAUAACUCUCGAGUUCAGCUUCAAGCAGUCAGCUGGCUGGUGGACUGCAGUAGGAGUGGAGGUGAAGUUUGGCCUGGAGACGACGGGCAUAAGUCUGAAGGCACCAGCGCCACCUGAUGCACCAUCCGCUGUACUAGGCCGAUCCUACCACUGCUCGCUGCCACUCGUCUACUCCUCUGAAGAAGCUACACUGACAUUGCCUGACGUACAGAUGCAGAUGUUCAUGGACAGCACUGAGAAGUUCUCUGAUGCCUUCGACUGUAUCGGUUUCACCACUGUACCGAUCUGGUCUGGUAUAAUGGUCUCCUUCAUCAUGUUGAUCGGCCUGGGCAUCUCCAUCUCAAUGAUCCUCGACAUCAAGACAAUGGACCGCUUCGAGAACAACCGCAGCAAGCAGCUCACCAUCACCGUCAGCGAAUAAAUCAUUACUCUGUGCUACACUACAUCUAUAACCACACCUACCUUUACUAGAGUAUCGUAUCUUAGUCAUUAAUCUCAUUCUUGUUACUUCCAUAGUGCGUGGGUCAUUUCUAUUAAAAGAUUUCCUAUCUGUGAUCCGACCUACGUGCUAUAGAAGUUGGUUUUACUUAGGUUUAAUAUGUAUAGAACAUCCAUAAAUCGCGGUAGCAGAUAUAUCGUUAUGUGCAGUCGCGAUUUAUAAGCAUUGUCGUACGAUGGAUGCGGCGGUGACUUUCUUCACAAACAACAUAAUCACUCUUUGAAGAGCUUCCUUAGGGUCAAUAUGGUCCAUCACUAAUUGGCCCGACCCCUCAGUCACGUGGAGCGAGGCGCGCGUGUGGGUGCGGGCCUUGCUCCACGUGAUGCUCAUCUCUUUCCAUGCUGGUCUGGGAAGGAAAGAAAAACAUAGAAGGGCCAGCUGCUUCUCCUCCCGCGCAAGUCGUAAGAGGCGACUGAGGGAUCCGUGGUCACGCGGCGCACGGCGCGGGGCCUAGCAAUCCCCCGCGCUCUGAGCGCCGCCACCUCCUCAGCCAGUAUUGCUAGCAACGCUCCAGGAGACACCUGCUGGAGCGUUGCUCAUAGAGUAUUUUUGUACAAAACUAGGUUUAAUCGCAUCAAAAAGCCGGGAAAACGCUUAGCUAAUCUUAGUUUUAUCUGUCUCUGUUCCUGUCCUCUUGUCUUUCCUUAGGUUAAGUGUUAAGAUAGUGUUAAGGUAGUAAUAAGCGAACA